AUGGCCAAUUGACCUUUGACCCUAUAAUUAUAGUUGUCGGUUGUCAUAGCUACGAGGUUACACAAGCAAGCUUCUGCAACAUGGCUCACUAUGAAGCUCAAGUCCACUCAGCCAAAGCAUUCCUCCUACAAAGCAGUGCAGAAUCAAAGAACAACUUAUAUGACCACCUGAGUGACUGUUUGACCAGGAUUCUAGAUGAAAGGACACCAAAUGCCAUUGACAUGUUUGAAAACAUUUCUAAUAGCGUAAAGCAAGAGAAAUUACAACCACUGCAAGACACACUACAAGACCAACAAGGGCCAUCAGACAGAGCCAAUCUUGCAGAGAAACAGAAGCAAUUAUUUGAGGUGACAGAGGCUACUGACUUGGAUGGUGAUGAAGAGGUUUCCAUUCCAUUCCCUGAUCUCAUGGAUAUCUCUAAAUGCCUCGAGGGUGGAGGGAUUGGCCUAAAUCGAGAGGAGAUGUUUCGUAUCUGUCUUUCAAUGAAGCAGCUCACACAGACACAGCCGUUGGUUUCCUCUAGAUUCUGGGGCAAGGUGUUUGGUACUCAGAGAGACUACUUGGUUGUGGAGGCGGAGUUCCAGGAAGGUGAGGGUGAGGAGGAGGAUGAGGGGAGCGAGGCUGGUGAUGGAGGGGACAAAGAGGAGGAAGAGGAGGACGAAGGAGAUGAUCUCGGGUCAGAGGCUGAGAAGGAUGAACCCCCACAGAGCCAGUGGAAACCACCCCCCACAGUGCCCAAAGAGGAGGCCAAGACUGGUGCCAAUAAGAAGACCUACUUUGUGUGCAACAAUGCUGGUGACCCGUGGGUGAAGCUACCACACAUCACUCCAGCACAGAUAUCCAUCAGCAGACAAAUUCGUAAACUGUUCACUGGUGUGCUAAACACUCCCAUCGUCUCAUUCCCACCAUUUCCUGGCAAUGAGAGCAACUAUCUCCGAGCGCAGAUAGCACGUAUCUCAGCCACCACUCAGAUCAGCCCCAGUAGCUACUUCCAAACACCGGAGGAUGAGGAAAUGGAUGAAGAGGAGGAGGAAGGUAUUGGCAUUAUUGAGCCGAACCCAGAGUUUGAGGUUGGCAAGAUCUCAGAGUAUGCAGACAUCAGUAACUGGUGUCAUCACAUCCCCUACCUCCUGCCCCAGGGUCGCACUACCUGGUGGAAUCCAUUAGCCAAGGCAGAGGAUGAGUUAGAGGCAGAGGAUGAUGAAGAUGAGGAGGAGAAGGAGCAGCUGGAUGAACCAGAGCCAGAGACUGGACCACCAUUGCUCACCUCGGCAGCAGAGGAUGCUAAAGUGGAUGGUAUGCCAGCAUGGUCUGCCAGGCUGUCCUCCAACACUCUACCUCACUAUGCUGUAGCCAUAGCCACCUCUAACCUCUGGCCUGGAGCUCACUCCUACACUGCUGGAAGGAAGUUUGAGAAUCUAUACAUUGGUUGGGGUCUCAAGUACAGCUCUCGCCCGUUCAACCCAGAGCUCCCCCCUCCAGUACAGGACGAGUUCCCAGCAGGUGCUGACAUCACAGAGGGUACUGAUCCCUCGGUGGAACAAGAGGCUGCUCUCAAAGCUGCUCAGGCAGAGGCUCAAGCAGACAUGGAUGAAGAGGAAGAGCCUGAGGAGUCGGACGAGGACUAAUUAUAUAGUGACACUUCAUUGGUUAUAUAUGGACUCAUCUGUUGUCAUUGUGUAUUCCACUAUUGCUAUGGAUAUCAGUAUUGUAUUUAUCUUG
Messenger RNA from Halichondria panicea, 1722 nucleotides. Its product is annotated as radial spoke head protein 6 homolog A-like. The transcript is spliced from 10 exons. The coding region runs from base 81 to 1628 and encodes 515 amino acids. Gene Ontology annotation, biological process: axoneme assembly; cilium assembly; cilium movement involved in cell motility. Lineage: Eukaryota; Metazoa; Porifera; Demospongiae; Suberitida; Halichondriidae. Gene Ontology annotation, cellular component: radial spoke; axoneme. The record is from RefSeq and is a predicted model, not a curated record.